AUAAAGUAAUAAAAAAUAAUUUUCACAUAGUGUUUUGCCUUGAUGAUUAUGAUUUGAUUUGUCCAUAAUGAGUUGUGAAAAUUUGGUGGCGAAGUUAACCUUUGCACGACGAUGCUUAUGAGUCAAAUCAAGAGCAUUGGAUGCGCACGGUCCAAAACAAGACACACAGAGAGAGUCAAAUAAAGUAGGUUGGAUUAGAUAUGAUUUUUUGUAGAACACUAAUUUCUCCAUCUUCUUCAUUCCCAACUUUCACUUUCACUCAAUUUUACCACAAAAAGUUCCCUCCUCUGAUGGGUCUGUUUCAAAUCUGCAACUUUGCAAAAGUGUGGAGCCAUAAACUUGCAAUCGUUGAAUAAUUCUGGUGAGGGCAUCAAUCUCAUAAUAUGAGCAUGGCUCAGACUGUGGAGGUUGUAAAAGGUGGAGGAGGAUCCAUCAAGCUUGGGACCACUGGAACAAUCAGCUCCUUGAUGACAAGGGAAUUGGAUCACGUUCCUUCUGCCCCAAAGAAGCUGGUAUCUUCAACAAGGACUAAAACUCAAACACUUCCUGUUUCAGUUCCCUGUGGCAGUGCAACCCAAAAAAGACUACAACCAAGAAAAUCAUCGGUUGAAGCCAGUAGCAGUGGAAGCAGUAGAAACACAAACCGUAGAGGCCCUGGCAAUGGCAUGCCCCAGAAAACAAAAACAAAAACAAAUGGCAGAAAUACACAGACAAUACCCAUGCUAGGUUCUGAUAAAUGUUCAUUGAGCAGAACUCCAGUGAGGGAGAAAAAUGAUAAGAAAAUACCUAACAUUGUUGAAGUUGUGGACAUAAGAUGUGGGAGUGCAGAAAAGGCUUGGGCUACACCCUUAGCAAGUCGUCUAAAGAAGCUUGGGUUUUCAAAGCUAUCCGAGAGCAUAAUCUAAACCUGGAAUUUUUUUGUGUCAGACUUCAGAUUCCUGUAACCGAAAGCUGAGGUCCCAUUUGGCCUACCAUUGUCUGAUACAUCAACCACAGAACACAUACUUGGUAAAAGCCUGCUGCUACUCACUCGCUUUUUCUUUGUAAUUUCUUCUACUGUAGAUGCAAUUGUGGUUCUAGAACUUGUACUACUAACGGAGGAACCCACCUCUGUGAUUUGAGACUUGUUCCUUUGUGAAUUUGAAUCAAUCCUGCUGAAGUACUCGAUUUCUUGCAUUAUGAGGGAUGCUACUGUGCCUCGGGUUCCUAUUUCCACUGGGGGAAAUCCAGCCAUAUUUUUUGAGUCAAAGGAAGUGGCUUUAUGCAUGCUAUGUUUGGUUUGUGUUGGGGAGAAAGCAUGAUCUUUUGAUUUAUGCAGGGUUGUUUGUGAUUUUGUUCUAGUGGGAAAACUGCAGAGACUCUGAGGCAUUUCUUGUGUUGCAGGAGAUGUGGUUUCACAAGAAUGCUUCACUUUAUGUUGUGUAUCUGAAAUGCAUGGCACAGGUCUGUGAGAUGUGAAACUGCAUUCAUGUGGUUGCAGUUAUAACAGUGUAGUUCCUAACUACUAUACCACCUUUUUAAGUUUCAUCAUGUUCCUAAGUACAUGGUAGGAUCUGAUGGGAUUCAUGUGAAAGAUAAAAGUAGCAGCUAGGUGGGAUAGUAGGAUCACAUCCAUAGGCUACCUAAAUCAGGAAAGCAAAAUCACUUUGUCACACACAAUCACAUACAUAGACUCAUAAGUCUUGUGAUUUGAAUACAACCUAGAAAGAAAACCAGGAUGCAAGAUUCAUGUAUCUUGACAAAUUUUUCUGUUUUGCAACUGUAGUAUUAUAGUAUGUUAUCCAUUUUAAUUGUUCUUGGUAUUAUAGAAUCCAUUUCUUGGAUC
Molecule: messenger RNA, 1825 nt
Organism: Vigna umbellata (rice bean)
Lineage: Eukaryota; Viridiplantae; Streptophyta; Magnoliopsida; Fabales; Fabaceae
Product: hexon
Source: RefSeq, a predicted model, not a curated record